GGGAUGCAAGCGUUUCGUCUUCAAGAUCUCCCAGUAGAGUUGGAACGCUCUAUCUUUGAGAUUGCAGCUCGCUUGGAGCUCAAGACCGCGAUGAACUUGUCGUUAGUCUGUCGUCAGCUGAAGGAAUGGAUCCAACCUUUGAUUUAUGAGAUGGUGACAUUAGGCACCGGAGAUACCGCAUUAUUUCUGCGUACCAUGGAGAUGCUUCCCGCCGAUUUCUUUGCUCGUUCUGUCAAGAGACUAUGCUUGACGGUGUCCGUCAACCCAAAUGACGCUCAGAGGAUAUUACGAAUUUGUACUGGCAUCUCAAACUUAGCUUGUUGGGUCGAUUUCAUUGGCCGGUUUCCUUUGACCCCUUCGACCCCAUUUCGAGAACUUCUGCAUCCACUUCCCCUUCGGCGUCUCUCUAUAGAAGCUGCGCAUUUUCAAACGCUUUCAUUUCCUGACUGUGCCUGGAUUCAUUCUCUCACUUAUCUUGACCUCGUCUUCUGGAAGGAGGACUCGCUGUUAAUACGGGAGCUGCGUUUCUUACCAGGACUUACCCAUGUUGCGCUUCUACUGCAGCAUUCGUCAAUCGAAACUAGCGCGUUGGCUUACAUCCUAUCCAUAUCACCAUCCUUACAAAUUUUGUGUCUUGUUACCGACGAAGAUGACCUCGAACGGUAUGAGCAGGGCACUAAACUCGUGGAUCCCCGCGUUGUCUGCCUACCGCAUCCAGAGAGUGUCCUUGACUGGGAGGCACCGUAUCGAGGCCGUCCGGAUAUGUGGUCACAGGCCGAGGAAAUCAUAGAACAACGACAACUUGCGGCUAAUCAGGUG
Lentinula edodes (shiitake mushroom) is the source of this 819-nucleotide messenger RNA. RefSeq lists its product as uncharacterized. The record is from RefSeq and is a predicted model, not a curated record. Gene Ontology annotation, molecular function: protein binding. The transcript is spliced from 2 exons. Lineage: Eukaryota; Fungi; Basidiomycota; Agaricomycetes; Agaricales; Omphalotaceae. The annotation marks the transcript as partial.